This is a messenger RNA of Miscanthus lutarioriparius, 411 nucleotides long. NCBI's taxonomy places the organism in Eukaryota, Viridiplantae, Streptophyta, Magnoliopsida, Poales, Poaceae. The record is from the annotation of a GenBank genome assembly.
AUGCGGUGGUUUGCCAUUUGUGUUGAUGAUACGUCAAAGAAAGGGAGAUACACAAACACUGUCAAUCUGCUCCGGAAAUAUUUUGGGGAUUUUCUAAUAGCUACCUACUUGAAUGCUGUGCAAGAGUCCCGUUACGAUGAUGGAUAUAUAAGUGGAAUUGAGCGGGAAGUACUUUUGAAGACUCUUGAUACAUUAUGGAAAAACCAUUUGGUAAACAUGAACAAGCUUAGUUCUGCUGUCAACGUUCGGAGUUUUGGACACAGAAAUCCUCUGGAAGAAUACAAGAUCGAUGGCUGCCGCUUCUUCAUCUCAAUGUUGAGCUCCACACGACGUCUCACCGUGGAAUCCCUACUGCACUACUGGUCGUCUCCCAAGGAAUCCGAAGAGAUCUUCAACACAGAGGAUCAAUAG